AUGCUCAAUUUCCAGUGGCUGAUCAUAUUGGGAUUCUGGUUGCUGGACAAAUUGGAGCAGGCAAGUCCAGCUUUAUCAACUCUGUCAUUACUGUCCUUGAAGGACGGAUCACCAACAGCGCUCAGGUCAAUUCAUCUGCUACUGGUCGCAGUUUCACUGAAAAUAAGUGGGGGUGCCAAUUUGCCUUUUGUCUUGCGUGACGUAAUGGGCUUGGAACCAGAAAAAUUCAAUGGGUGUUCCACCGAAGACAUUGUCAGUGCUGCUUUGGGCCACAUAAGGGAGAAGUAUAAAUUUGACCCAAAAGACCCACUGAACUUUGGGGAGGAACAUUUUAACACAGAUCCCACACUCUCUGAAAAAGCUCUCUGCCUCGUUUACAUCAUAGAUGCAAGUACAGUCAACUUCACAGAUGACAAACUCAUUGAGAAGCUGACAGCGAUCCGCCUGAAACUCAGAGAAAAAGGGAUUCCUCAGGUGAUUGUCAUGACCAAAGUGGAUGAAGCAUGUCCACUGGUGAAAAAAGAUCUAAAGAAAGUACAUUAUAGCGCAAAGAUCAGAGAGAAGAUGCAAAUGUGCAGUGACAAAGUGGGUGUGCCAAUGAACAGCAUCUUUCCAGUUAAGAACUACCAUGAAGAGAUUGACACAAAUGACACAAUUGAUGUUCUGAUUCUAAAAGCAAUUGAACAGAUUGUAUAUAAUGCUGAUGAUCGACUGCGGGAUGGUGCUAUUUAAAAUGUUAUGUAUGAUGAAUACAAGUGGAAUAAGAGUUCUAAAAUGUCUAGAAUGUACAGAUUGUCCAUAUUUUUAAGAUUCUGUGUUUUUAUGAGGAAACGUUUCAUAAUUAACAUAAAUAACAUUUGCAAACA
Triplophysa dalaica is the source of this 866-nucleotide messenger RNA. Its product is annotated as interferon-induced protein 44-like. Bases 1 to 732 code for a protein of 243 amino acids. The record is from RefSeq and is a predicted model, not a curated record. NCBI's taxonomy places the organism in Eukaryota, Metazoa, Chordata, Actinopteri, Cypriniformes, Nemacheilidae. The transcript has 6 exons.